UUCAGGUUGAUAUCCGGUUAAAUACCCAGGUGCGUGAAUUACUCGGAAUCUUCUUCUAAUACAUUUAUAAUUCUUAUAAUGUGUUUCCCUACUACCAGAUACACACAUACAUAACAACACUAUCCUUUAUGAAGCAUUUCCGAUAUCAGAUGACAUUGAUGUAACAGAGGAUACAUUCUCAAUAUUUAUCAUUAUUUAAAGACCAAAUGAAUAUCCUAUACACAGCAUACAUAUAAAACUGUUUCUGUAAAUCUGGUUGAAUAUUGAGAUUAUUAGCAAUAUUUCAUUACAUCACUGGCUGCUGUGUUUACAAGAUGAAUUUGGAUUAAUCAUACAGAGAUAUAAAUGUACAAAAGCAUUGUAAGACAAAGGUAACACAGAACAGGAAUGUAGCAGUUAGAAAUGUCCGUAAGAAGUGAACUACAAGAUCAAAAACAAGAAAUAUCUAUGGUGAUUUCAGAAGAAAAACUAUGGAAAUAAAUGAGAAACCUGAGGACUUGGUUUUUCCUGAAGAGAGAAGGAAAUUAUCAUAUGAUUGUGAGAUCUGUAAAAAGUCCUUCUCUCAAAAAUGUAACCUGACUAUGCACCAACGUAUUCAUACAGGAGAGAAGCCUUAUCACUGUGAUGUCUGUGGUAAAUCAUUUUCGCAAAGUAAUAGCUUAACAAUACAUGUACGUAUUCAUACAGGAGAGAAGCCAUACGUCUGUGAUUUCUGUGGUAAAUCAUUCUCAGCAAGUAAUGAUCUAAGUAUACAUAAGCGUAUUCAUACAGGAGAGAGGCCAUAUCACUGUGAUAUCUGUGGCAAAUCAUUCUCUAAAAAUGUUAGCUUAACUAUACACAAACGUAUUCAUACAGGAGAGAAGCCAUAUCACUGUGAUAUCUGUGGUAAAUCAUUCUCUCAAAGUAGCCACUUAACUAUACAUGUACGUAUUCAUACAGGAGAGAAGCCAUAUGUCUGUGAUUUCUGUGGUAAAUCAUUCUCUGCAAGUAAUGACUUAAGCACGCACAAACGUAUUCAUACAGGGGAGAGACCAUAUCAUUGUGAUAUUUGUGGUAAAUCAUUCUCUAAAAACGUUACCUUAACUACACACAAACGUAUUCAUUCAGGGGAGAAACCAUAUCACUGUGAUAUCUGUGGUAAAUCAUUCUCUAAAAAUGUUACAUUAACUAUACAUAAGCAUAUUCAUACAGGAGAGAGGCCAUAUCGCUGUGAUAUCUGUGGUAAAUCAUUCUCUGCAAAUAGCGACAGAACUAGACAUGAACGUAUUCAUUCAGGAGAGAAGCCAUAUCAUUGUGAUAUCUGUGGCAAAUCGUUCUCUGUAAGUAAUGACUUAGGUACACACAAACGUAUUCAUACAGGGGAGAGGCCGUAUCACUGUGACAUCUGUGGUAAAUCAUUCUCACAAAGUUUUGCCUUCACUUCUCACAAACGUAUUCAUACAGGAGAGAAGCCGUAUCACUGUGACAUCUGUGGUAAAUCAUUCUCUCAAAGUUUUGCCUUGACUUCUCACAAACGUAUUCAUACAGGAGAGAAGCCAUAUUACUGUGAUAUCUGUGGAAAAUCAUUCUCUAAGAAUGCCACCUUAACAACACACAAACGUAUUCAUACAGGUGAGAAGCCAUAUGACUGUGAGGUCUGUGGUAAAUCAUUCUCUAAAAAUAUUUCCUUAACUACACACAAGCGUAUUCACACAGGAGAGAGGCCAUAUCAAUGUGAUAUUUGUGGUAAAUCAUUCUCUGCAAAUAGCGACAGAACCAGACACGAACGUAUUCAUUCAGGAGAGAAGCCAUUUCACUGUGAUAUCUGUGGCAAAUCAUUCUCUCUAAGUUGUCACUUAGUGGAACAUAAACGUAUUCAUACAGGAGAGAAGCCGUAUCACUGUGAUAUUUGUGAUAAAUCAUUCACUGUAAAUAGUGCCUUAACUAAACACAAACGUAUUCAUACAGGAGAGAAGCCAUACUUGUGUGACAUCUGUGGUAAAUCAUUCUCUCGGAGCAGCAACUUAAAUACACAUGUACGCAUUCAUAAAGAAAUAUAAUUCCAUCAAUGUAAAAAUUCGUAACAAAUAUUUUAAGCUCCAUCACAGUGCAGUGCUGUCUUAUGUUUUAGCUGCCACAACUAAUUCACUCAGCGAGCUGGCAGAAACGUUAGCAUGUCGGGCGAAAUGCUUAGCGGUAUUUCGUCUGCCAUUACGUUGUGAGUUCAAAUUCUGCCGAGGUUGACUUUACCUUUCAUCCUUUCGGGGUC
Messenger RNA from Octopus sinensis (East Asian common octopus), 2248 nucleotides. Its product is annotated as zinc finger protein 665-like. Gene Ontology annotation, molecular function: DNA-binding transcription repressor activity, RNA polymerase II-specific. Gene Ontology annotation, biological process: negative regulation of transcription by RNA polymerase II. The record is from RefSeq and is a predicted model, not a curated record. The coding region runs from base 471 to 2039 and encodes 522 amino acids. Lineage: Eukaryota; Metazoa; Mollusca; Cephalopoda; Octopoda; Octopodidae. The transcript has 6 exons.